Molecule: messenger RNA, 1051 nt
Organism: Asterias rubens (European starfish)
Lineage: Eukaryota; Metazoa; Echinodermata; Asteroidea; Forcipulatida; Asteriidae
Exons: 3
Coding region: 423-737 (104 amino acids)
Cellular component (GO): membrane
Source: RefSeq, a predicted model, not a curated record
GUCGGUCGUGAAGUAGUUGUUUCUCAAGGCCUUCGUGACUCGGAAAGCCGCGACCCCAAGCGACUGCAAUGGGAGACCAUGCACGCAAGAGGUAUUCCCCACUCGAUCGCCACAGACUCGCGCGUGUGGUCUAUCGUUACAGUCGCUCGCCACUGUUUGUACGACACGAACGCCUUGACCGAAGGCUAGUCGUGAAGGCACAAGUUCACUGUGCAAAGGUUUCGUGAUAAGGCGAUGUUUCAAAGUAUUGUUUAUUUAAUUACUCCACCUUACUCGAUACAACCAAGCACUGCCACCGGACUUGUGGAGUUACUUUUCAAAUUACUGCCGAUUAUCCUCCUGUUUUUCGGUGCAACAACUGCGGAGUGUUUUGUUUUGGGACAACUGACUGCUGGUGGAUUUAACGAAACUGUGAAGCAACGAUGACAGUAAAGGGCAGCGUAGUUGUGGAGGAGAAAAUCCGGCAAAAUGACUAUCUCGGCUUUGCGUGCCUUUCUUUCUUCUUCUGUCCUCUCUUUGGAAUAUUAUCCAUUUGGAAAUCCAGAAAGUGCAAGGCUCGACUUCGUAAAGGAGACGAUAUCAAGGCAGAGCUCUCGGCUCUAAACGCCCUCAAGUGGGGGAUGACGGCAGUUGCAGUCGGUGCUUCCAUCUACUUCAUUGCAAUCGUCUUUGGUAUCUACUACUUAGUAGCGUUUUACUUUGGGGAUGCAGAGUAUCCCUUCAUUGACUUCCAGUGACCGGACUGGCUGUACGGGGGGAUGAUGAUUGGUACAAUGUGGCUGGAUGUGUAUAGAAUGGUGGACUAGCCAUUGAAAGGCACUGGUAAUUGUCAAAAACAGUCUUCUCACUUGGUGUAUCUCAACAUUAUGCAUACAUAAAAAAAGUGAACAUUUAACUCAAUUGGUCGUCGAAGUUGCGGGAGAACAAUGGAAGAACAAAAUCCUUUGUCAGAAAAGUUGUGCGCCCUAGAUGCUUGAAUUCAUUUCAAAAUAUAUUGGUGAGAAAUUAAUUCUUUCUCAAAAAUACACUACAAAGGGAGCCGUUUGUCACA